Messenger RNA from Lasiodiplodia theobromae, 2628 nucleotides. RefSeq names its product SPX domain-containing protein. Lineage: Eukaryota; Fungi; Ascomycota; Dothideomycetes; Botryosphaeriales; Botryosphaeriaceae. Gene Ontology annotation, biological process: microautophagy; vacuolar transport; vacuole fusion, non-autophagic. Bases 1 to 2628 code for a protein of 875 amino acids. The transcript has 7 exons. Gene Ontology annotation, cellular component: vacuolar transporter chaperone complex; fungal-type vacuole membrane. The record is from RefSeq and is a predicted model, not a curated record.
AUGAAGUACGGCGAGACGCUGCGCCAGCGAUCCAUCCCGCAAUGGGGCCCGUAUAACGUCGACUACGACGAGAUUAAGCACCUCAUCAAGGAGCACACCACCCCCGGCAAUGGCAAAGCCGUGUCCAUUCCCGGCCAGCCAGACGUGAACCGCAACCAAUUCGAGGACCAGCUGUUCGACAUCCUCUCCGGCGAGCAUCAGCGCAUCGACCUUUUUGUGCGCAGCAAGUCGGGCGAAAUCGAGCGCCGUCUGCACCAUGUAACGAAGCAGAUCAACCAAUUCACCCUUCGUGAGCGUGCCACCUCUCCGGGUGACCGAAACAUAUCCGAGAGGCGCCGGCAAAAGUAUGGCAGGAUAGAGGGUGAUGUCUUGAGGGCGGGUGAGGAAAUCCGGUCGCUGGCCCGAUUCGUCGGCGCACAGCGCCUUGCAUUCGCGAAGCUGCUCAAGAAGUACAAGAAAUGGACGCAUUCCGACUUGCUGGAGCAGCGCUUCAAGCAGGAGGUGCUGAGCCAGCCCGGAACCUUCUCCCAGACUGACCUUGCCCCGUUGCUGAACUAUUGGAGCGACACGCUGCAUGCUGUGCGAGAAGCCUACCAAGCCGGCCAGGCCCCUAAAACCCCCAAAAUUGCCCUCAGCGACGAGGAUCCAAUCGAUUCCGCUGUAUCGGCCGAUCUGAAGACUGUGCCACCCAGAAUCCAUGCUGCAGCCGAAUCCGCGAAUGAGGUGGAUCUUGACACUGCUCUAUCUACGCUUCCGCUGGGGCCGUCGGGAGCUCGGGCGACUUAUUGGGUGCAUUCGGAGCAGAUUGUCGAGAUUCAAAUUCUACUUCUCCAGACGUUGCGGCUCUUCGAAGGCAAGCUCACCAAAUCUCAGCCUACCUCUCCCUUUGAGACCCCAAAGCGGCGGGAUUCUUCUGAGAGACUGGAUAGUCUCAAUGACAGGGCAGAUGACGUUGGUGCUAUCUUCAUCGAUGACUCGGAGAGAUAUGCCCAGCAGCGAAGUGCUACUACCGUCGAAGAUACGGAAGAAACGCCCGGGAAGCCUGCAGCUCGCGUCUUGGGAAGUGCUCGUUGGAAUGCUGGUGGUGAAGCCGCUGUCUGUGUGCCGUGUGAACUCAAUCCGGAGAACAGCGGAACAACCGUGUGCGCUAAGCUUAAACGCAAGCAUCUCAGUGAUUUCCUCACUCUGGACAAACCGUUCCAUUCUCGGAGGCCGUCUGGCUUGUCGCCCAUUCAAGAAAAUGUCUCCCAGUCCGAUAUUUCCGAGCGUGACCCGGCCGAUGAUCUUCGCUCGUGGCUUUCAUCUCACAGGAACUUUCGUCCAAUCGCCGGAGUCUGCGCAAAGCGCAGCCGCUUCGUUGGCAUGGAUAACGACCCAGAUCACGGUGUUUGGGCAACGUUGGAUCGAGAGAUUUAUUUAAAGUCGCCUGAUUUAUCUGAUUUGGCCGAGAAUGACUGGCCCAAGAAAGGGAGGCAGGGUGCAACUGCCUUUCCUUUCGCCGUCUUAGAGAUUCGUUGUGAAGGAGCGCAGACGAACGACCUCAUCCAUACACUCGACCACAGCCAUCUUACCGAGCGCAUCCGAGGCUUCUCACUGGAGGCACAUGCCAUCUGGACUUGUUGCAAGCCAUCUGCUAUGCAGCCUCCGUACUGGCUUCCGACGCUAGAGCGUGACAUCAGAAAAGUUCCGGCAGCCGUACCAAAGCACCAUUCCCGUUGCCAAAGUGCGACUGCGCAUCUCGAAACCGGCAGCUCCCGGCAGACAUCGGUAUCGAAUUCCUCCGUAACAGACGGCCAGACUAGUCGCUACACGACAUUGCACGGCGAAUCAUCUGCGACGUCCAUGAAUGAAAUCGAACCCUCUCCGCCGGGCGCCUCUAAGAAACAAAGGCGCUCGAACUUGCGAGACUUCACCAUGGGCGACCAACAGGAGUCCCGCCCCAGCGUUCAGGGUUACUGGAACGAGUACGACAAUCCAGAAGACGGCGAGGAGGAAGACGCCUACGUGAUUUACGUAGACCCGUUCGAAUCCCCCAAGCUUCCGGGACAAGAAACUCUCAGCAAGCUCUUCGUCAAGCUCAAAAACGCUAUCGGGUCACGCCGCAGACCGUCAGAGCACGACUCGCUCCUUGCUUCACCCACAGCACACAGCGUUGAAGAUAGCGACGAUGGAGAGCCGAGCUCCCCCGCACGCGCUCGGACCCGCGACUACGGCACCAUGUCUGAUAACCCCAACAACCGAAAUGCCACGGGCAAGUCCAAUCGGUCUGAUCGCCGCAGCCGCCUCCUUGACCUCUUCCGUCCAAGUGACACCCUCACCGAAGCGCGCUGGAGCUACCGUCCCAGUCCGGUACAGACAUUGGGGGCCAAUCCGUCUGACCUGAAUGAACUCCUUGCAGACCUCGAGCAGCGUCGCGCCGAGCGGGAAGCGACCAAAUUCCGACUCUGCAUGACUUCGCUGGCUGCAUCGGUCAUAGUCCUGCUCAUUACCUGGACACUCGCAGCAACGAGCCGGAAGAAGCUUCGCAGGGAAGUCAAUGUCAUGGUUGUAGUUGGUGUGGUUGCCAACCUGGUCUUCGCCAUCACUGGCGUGCUUUGCGCACGGCAGUUGUGGCUGCGGUAUGUGUAG